Messenger RNA from Papaver somniferum (opium poppy), 519 nucleotides. RefSeq lists its product as uncharacterized. Gene Ontology annotation, cellular component: chloroplast. Lineage: Eukaryota; Viridiplantae; Streptophyta; Magnoliopsida; Ranunculales; Papaveraceae. The coding region runs from base 1 to 519 and encodes 172 amino acids. Gene Ontology annotation, biological process: regulation of DNA-templated transcription; chloroplast organization. The record is from RefSeq and is a predicted model, not a curated record. The transcript has a single exon. Gene Ontology annotation, molecular function: double-stranded DNA binding.
AUGUUUACGACAAGAACUGGUAAAUUCAACGAGAUUGUUGAAAAGAUUAAGGGUAUGGGUAUCCAUCCUUUUAAAUGUAAUUUUCUUGGAGCUAUCCAGGCAUUUACAGCGUUGAGCAAUUCUAAUUGGGAGUUAAAGAUGGAUUUAUACAGGAGAUUUGGUUUGUCUGAAGAUGAAAUUCAUAAUGCAUUUAAAAUCCAUCCUCAGUGUAUGCUUACUUCUGUGAAAAAGAUAACCUCGAUAAUGGAUUACCUGGUGAAUCAAAUGGGUUACAGUUCGUCUUAUGUUGCCAAAUACCCCUGUAUUUUUUGUUAUAGCUUGGAGAAGAGAAUCAUACCUAGGUGUUCUGUUUAUAAAUUGUUAACCUGCAAAGGUUUGAUCAAGAAUCAGUUUUCCUUAAUUUCACUUCUAAAUUACAAUUAUGAAUCUUUUCUGGAGAAGUUUGUGAUCAAGUUUGAGGUAGAAGCUCCGGAGCUAUUGAAGAUGUAUCCAAGUGCAGUUAAAUCUAGAGCUACCUAG